AUGCGACCAUUUACUCCAUUGCGAAAUAAUCUCGCCUCACUUGUAAAAACGGAUCUGGUCCCAGAGUCUCUACCUCGGUACGCUGGUUCUGUUCAACAUUUCUACAGAAACAAGGUCCUCGAUGGCCAUGUGCAUCAAAAGGCAACACCCAUUACACUGAGGCAACUCAUCUUCUACGAGCGACACCGGAAUACAAAACGUAUUCUUGCUUCAGCCAAUUAUGUCCGCACCGAGUUGCCUAUCAGACUAUCUCACCGUAUCCGAGAGUUCCAGAACCUGCCGUUUAUUGUUGGUACGAACCCCUUUAUUCAGGAUGUGUACGACCUCUACUGGAAGUCUUUUGAGCGGUUGCGCACGGUGCCGCCUAUCACCACACUUGCGGAGAACGAGGAUUUUUGCGGGGUCCUCAGAGGCACCCUGGAAGACCAUCGGGUGGUCAUACCCCGAUUGGCGCUGGGAAUAUCCGAGUGCCUUGAUCAUAUAUCCUCACAACGGCUCGAUGCCUUUAUGAACUCUACCCUAAAGGCGCGUAUCUCUCGCCGAGUGCUUGCCGAACAACAUCUUGUCAUGUCUCAUGUUGGAACCGAGAUACCCAUCUCAAUCUUCAGCAGUUGCUCAGCCCACGCCACCCUCGAGACUUGCAAGGCUCUUGUGAUGGAGCACUAUCCAGAACAAUCAAAAGUCCCACAGGUGAUUGUGGGCGAAGGUGAAAAAGAUUCCAAAGAUACUGAGUUUACCUAUGUAUCCGAACAGAUCCAAUACAUCUUGUACCAACUCUUGUCCAAUGCCGUCCGUCAUACAAUCAAACACCAUUCCAACGCAGCCGGAUCUUAUCCACCCAUUAAAGUCACCGUGUGUUCAAACUCGACCGACGUGUUCUUUAGAAUCUCGGACAGGGGCGGAGGAAUUCUUCCUGAAGUUUACAAAAGCCUGUGGUCCUAUGGUGUCCGGAAUCAAAUCUUUGGAAACUUCAAACAUAUACCUCAACACACUGGAUCUGUUGCAGAGCACAGUCAUGAUGUACCUCUUGGAAUUGGGCUUCCAAUGAGCAGAGCUUAUGCAGAAUACUGGGGAGGUGAGAUCAAUGUGGUAACAAUGGAUGGCUGGGGCACAGAUGCAUACGUUAGGAUCCCUAAGCUUGGCACCCAGAUUGAAAAUAUCGAUGUCGAACCGACCGAUGAGCAUGCUGUUCUUGAUAGCGCCCAUGAAGGCCCUACUCCUUGUCGCCUUGCCGUGUAA
Molecule: messenger RNA, 1239 nt
Organism: Phycomyces blakesleeanus NRRL 1555(-)
Lineage: Eukaryota; Fungi; Mucoromycota; Mucoromycetes; Mucorales; Phycomycetaceae
Exons: 1
Coding region: 1-1239 (412 amino acids)
Biological process (GO): regulation of glucose metabolic process; protein phosphorylation
Cellular component (GO): mitochondrion
Molecular function (GO): pyruvate dehydrogenase (acetyl-transferring) kinase activity
Source: RefSeq, a predicted model, not a curated record